This is a messenger RNA of Penicillium canescens, 543 nucleotides long. RefSeq lists its product as uncharacterized. Bases 1 to 543 code for a protein of 180 amino acids. The transcript has 2 exons. Lineage: Eukaryota; Fungi; Ascomycota; Eurotiomycetes; Eurotiales; Aspergillaceae. The record is from RefSeq and is a predicted model, not a curated record.
AUGGUGUAUGCGAUGACAAAUGCUCUGAUGCCACCGAAAUGCGCGCGAAAGGAUGUGCCCUACCGUUUUAUCGAUAUAUUGACGACGAACCUUACUACUGCGCCAAUGCCGUUACACUCAACUCCUCGGGCGACCUCAGCUGUCACGCUUGUUUGGAACAAGGCCGCGCUCGCAAAUUACACUUUGAGCGAUAAUAACUCGAAAUCAACUUCAAACUCAAACUCAUCAAGUUCGGACUCGGCUUCGAAUUCAAACGGAACGCUGAACAACAAGAACGAGAAUUCAAAGGAUAACAACGACGUGGCGAUCGGAGCUGGGGUGGGAGUCCCUUUAGGAGUCUUGCCUCUCACUGCGCUGGGAUGGGCGUUGUACGAACGAAAGAAGCGUCACUCUCUCCAGGCUUUAGUGGCCGGAAUACAUUCUCAGGCGGCUGUGACAAAGUUAAAUACCCAGGGGAAUACACCGAUAUAUACUCCACUUCGUGAGCUCCCAGAUACCCAGAAACCACCUCAGGAGCUGCCUACAAGUGAAAGUCGGGUAUGA